Messenger RNA from Falco peregrinus (peregrine falcon), 3582 nucleotides. RefSeq names its product urotensin-2 receptor-like. Bases 2329 to 3582 code for a protein of 417 amino acids. The record is from RefSeq and is a predicted model, not a curated record. Gene Ontology annotation, molecular function: urotensin II receptor activity. Gene Ontology annotation, cellular component: membrane. The transcript has a single exon. NCBI's taxonomy places the organism in Eukaryota, Metazoa, Chordata, Aves, Falconiformes, Falconidae. Gene Ontology annotation, biological process: blood vessel diameter maintenance; neuropeptide signaling pathway; regulation of blood pressure.
GGGACCCCUCUCUGUGCUGAGGCUGCCACAACCUGUUGGGAGCAUUGACUGCUGGAUGAGAAGCAGCAUCACUCAUCCUGCUGUGGUGACACAAUGGAGCUUUCCACACAAAACUAUUUUCACUGCAGUUUGCUGAUCUCUCCCAGUUUGGAGCAUGACUGUCCUAAAAACCAAAGGCCGUUGCAAAACCUGUGUUCCAAAACAAAGUGCCUUUCAGUUCUGGUAACAUGAAACAGGGCAGUCCAUUAAAAAAAAAGCACAAGCCCCAUCUAAACAACCUGCGCAUUUGGUUCUCUGUGAAGAGUAGAGCGUGACCCAGACAUACCAAGAGCUGAUACAGAUAACCCAAAGGCAGGCCUCUGAAGUUAGCUCCGUCAAAGCCGUACGUGCCGUAUGCCCACUCCUGUGGCAUGGUCAUGGUGAAGCUGCUGCUGUUACAUGCAGUGCAUUGCUCGGGAAGGUGCUUGGAUUCUACUGCAGUAAGGGCAGUACUAAUGGGGAGCUUCUUUCUGUUUGCUGCUGAGUUAUCACUGCUGAAGAUGAGUGGAGGCGUUUGACUCAGCCACAACAAAGCUAAUACACUUGAUGACGCAAAAGAGUGUGGCUGGAGUGGCCUGAAAACACCCGUGAGCUAAAAGCAGAGCACAUUUAGUAAUGGUGCAUCUGUCUUUGCACUGGAAAUUCUGUCCCACCGUGUCUGUUCCCUGAGAUGAAUGCGGCUCGGAUGCGGGCGCAGAAGCGUGGGGCAUAGGUGUCACGCAGGGAUGCCCCGCUGGAAGGCGAUGGUGCCUCCCUAACGGGCUUCUGCUCCCUGCUCUGGGGUGAGGCAGCAGGUCCUGGGGCUUCGAGGGAAGGGAGGGGGAAAAGCUUAGAGGAGGAGGAUGGUCUCUGGGGAGAGGGAAGAAAAAGUGGGUCUAAAAUAUGCAGCCCUUUGAAUGUCUCAGAGCUUGCAGCUGACUGGGGUAGUAAGGGUGGGACAAGGCCAGGUCAUAGAAAAAGUGAGAUGUCCUACCAUCUGGUGGGCUUGCUUGCAGAUUGGGGGUUACUUUCCUUGUCUGCACCUCAAGGGGACCUGUUGUCCUUGGAAGGGAGUGGGGGCCAGGCCCUCUCAGCCUGGAUUGGCUAAGGGCCAGGGACAGUACUGUGGCAGCUCCCUGCCUAUUGCACUUUCAGGACUGGCCGUUGUUUCCCUUCUAAAGCUCCAGCAUGAUGCUUUUCCCCCCCUAGGGAGUCUUUUCUUUCAGUUAUCUCCUUUCUCAAACAAGGACAACUGUGCAAGGGGAAAUGGGGAAAAGAAAGGGAAAUGAACUUAAUUGCAGAAACAAACUUCACAACCCAUGGAAGGUUAUAAAGCAGGUAUGUUUAUUGCAGCGCUGGGGUGCAAGGGGGAUUGCUUCUCCUAACUUGCACAGCAUUUCAACCAGCAGCUGGAUAUUUAUUAUACAAAGUCAUGUGUGUACAUAAGAUUCCUGAGAAAAGUUUGGGUUAUUCAAAACAGUUCAGAGAAUUCAUUAUACUUUUCACCUUUGAUAUGGAAUACUGCAAAACUGAUUUAUUAUUGGGUAAUUACUUAGUUCCUGCUUAUCUUUGCAAACAUUAGCAGUUUGCUGUUUAGUUUCUGUAUCUACUAAAGCUCUUUGUUCUAUCUACAUACACAUUAUCUAUUAUCUAACUUUUGUUCAAGUGUAAAACAUCUUCUAGCUAAAGAUUAGCCCUUCCUUAUUGCCCACUUUAAACAUGCCAAGCUAAUACUUGCCCACUGGGCUGGUUGUGAUCUAUAUCAGAACAAGAAGGAAGAAGGAGCAGGGGGAAGGUGCAGAAGACAUGGGAGAAGAAAGAGUGUGUCUGCAAGAAAGAGGAGGGUGCCAGCAGGAUUCCUCAUCUAGUGGCUAAAAAGCCCAGUAUAAACUGGGACUGCGUUCACACUGGAGUGUGAAGCUGUGAGUCAGACACAUUCCUCUGUGCAGUGGGCAAGGCAGCUCUCCAGGGGUUGGUUUAGGGGGGCAGAGCCCACCUCGCCAGAGUCUGUCUGAGUUGAGAGGACACAGACUUAGGAAGAGAAAUCCACUUGUCCACUGAGUCUAUUGGUUUCCAUGAGCCCAGCAAAUGCUGUAGAAGCAACAAAUGAGCAGCUGGUGAAGAGCAGAGACUUUUCCUUCUGGCUGACAGAGGUUAUUUUGCACCUAUUGGUCUUGAAAGGGAGGACAGUGUCCAUUUCUCAGCCCUUUGAUGGUUAAGGGAAACCACCGGACAGAGCUUGUGAUGGACAAGAUCAGCAAAAUGGACUGGGCGGCUGGAGGUGAGGAAUAGACUUCUCUGGAGUACCCUAUGUCUGAUGAACUCUUGCGAUUCUUCCCUUCCCUCAGCUGCUUUCCUGUUAAGGCUAGACGUGUCCCAUACAGCGAGGGGGUUAAGGCAGGGGGAAGGAACCGGGUCUCUGACAGCCUGACUUGCCCUUGCUCAUCCUACCCAAAGAUGUCUUACAACUCUUCCUUCAUCAGUGCAAGGCCUGAAGAGGAUCCCAAGGGUGGCAGCUUCUUGGAGGAAAGCAGCGGUGAGGGCGAUGACAGUAGUGUCCUGGGAGGGGACAGCUCAAUCACAGGGCCACUGGGUGCAGUGCUGCUGGUCAUGUGCCUCACUGGGAUGGUAGGGAACAUCUACACAGUGGCGGUGGCCUUCGGCAGGGUGGCAGGUCACUCAGUGGGCUCCUUGGGAGUCUACGUGAUCAACCUUGCCCUGGCUGACCUCCUGUACCUUUCCACCAUCCCCUUUGUGGUCUGCACCUACUUUGCCCAUGACUGGUUCUUUGGGGAUGUGGGCUGCAGGCUUUUGCUCAGCCUGGACCUCCUCACCAUGCAUGCCAGCAUCUUCCUACUGACCGCCAUGAGCCUGGAGAGGUACUGGGCAGUGGCCAGGCCACUGCAGGCCAGACAGGCUAGCAACGCUUACCGCAAGCUGGUCAGCACGGUCCUCUGGCUCCUCUCGCUCCUGCUUACGUCCCCCAUGAUGGUGAUGACCCAGCUGCGGGAGGGAGAUGGCCCCCACAAGCGCAUCUGCAUUCCCACCUGGACACCAGCAGCCUUCCGGCUCUACCUGACGGUGCUCUUCACCACCAGCAUCUUGGCACCUGGCAUGGUGCUGGGCAUUGUCUACACCCGCCUGGCCUGGGCAUACUGGUCCUCUGCCUGGGGCCCAGGGCUGCCACUGGCUGGCCGGGCCUCUGCCCGGCAGCUCUUCUCCAGGAUCUCUGCCAUCGUGGUGGCCUACUGGGCCUGCUUUCUCCCCUUCUGGGCCUGGCAGCUGGCCAGGCUGUACCGGGGUGAGAGGCUGGGCAUUGGUCCCACCACCCAGGCCUACCUCAACUUCAGUGUCACCUGCCUGGCCUACGGCAACAGCUGUAUCAACCCCUUCCUCUACACCCUGCUCGCCAGCAGCUACCGCCGCAGCCCUGGCCGCAGCGGGAUGGGCACGGCACGGCCUCCAGUGCCCUCCUGGAAGGCUGCAGGGGGCCCAGUGGGAAGACACAGCAUCCCCCCAGCUUUUGGGGAUUUGUUGGGGUCUGUGGGGGAAAGCAAGGGGUGA